CGGAUUCCUCCAUGAGGCCGCGUAGAAGAGAUAUCAGAAUUUAUGUAACCACCAGUACCUCUCCUCUUUGAACCCCCUUUCUUCUUUACCUCUUGUCGUCGUCGUCGUCGUUGUCCAUGGCGUCCACCAAGCCUGUUUGGGACCUGCCGCAGCUGCAGCCGUCGACGACGGACACCGAGUCGUCUGCUUUCAUCACUACCCACAAGCUGGAGGCAGCGCUGAGGCAAGUAUCCAAGGAAGCGGCGCAAUACGAGUCGCAAAUGAAGGACCUAGAGGCCAAGCUUUCCGAGGGUCUAUCCAAUUUCCGUGCUAUCGACAGUUUCUUGCAGGAGGCCUUUACUGUUCUCCGGCGCAAUACCCGGCGCGCUGAACGUGCAAAGAACCAUCAGCUUCCAGACAUCUCAGCUGAGCUGGACGAAUGCAAUGGAAUGCUUCAGGAUCUGUCUGAGACUCUUCCGACGAUACAGCACCAAGUUGCGGACUUGCGGGCGGUAUAUGAUUCUGGCCGAAAGAAGGCCCGAUCCCUUGUUGCCGACCUGACAUGGCUGAACACGGAAUUCUACGAACGAUGGAGGACCAUCAUUUUCACGUCCACUAGUCCCGUUUCUUGGCGAUGGAAGGCUUUCAUGCGGUUCCUUUUUGCGGUAUCAUUUCUUGUCUGUUCCUGGAUUACCUGGAUUGCUUUACUAGGUGCCUACCGCGCCUAUCGUUACAAGUUGGUGUGGGGCGAGAGGCUAAUGUCCUGAAACGAAUCUGAUUUCUUUACGAAAUUUCUUGUACAAUUCUUAGCAUCACUCAUGGUAACUCAAGUUAUUCCCAAACUCAUUUAUAUACCUUUGUCCUACCUCUUGUGCAUUAGGCUGUACGAUCUUUGUAAAUUUAUUUGAUACGUAGAAAACGCGGAAUCUAUGUUGCAACGA
Desarmillaria tabescens is the source of this 920-nucleotide messenger RNA. RefSeq lists its product as uncharacterized. Lineage: Eukaryota; Fungi; Basidiomycota; Agaricomycetes; Agaricales; Physalacriaceae. The coding region runs from base 117 to 746 and encodes 209 amino acids. The transcript has 5 exons. The record is from RefSeq and is a predicted model, not a curated record.